Molecule: messenger RNA, 31495 nt
Organism: Xyrichtys novacula (pearly razorfish)
Lineage: Eukaryota; Metazoa; Chordata; Actinopteri; Labriformes; Labridae
Source: the annotation of a GenBank genome assembly
GGGUCAAACCAAAAUUCUCCUCAGGCAGGAGGUUAAUAACGCUGCUUCGUCUUGUCUUAAUUCCAGUGCACUCAGAGGUGUGGAUUUUCCGAUUUAAACACAACAGUAUAAUUUGAAAUAAAUCGUAAAUAGUUUUCUUGGCUAUUUAUAUGAAUAAUAUUAUCUUCAGGUUGAUAUCUGUUAUUAGGAGCUCCCCUGUGUUCACGGACGUAAACAAUGAGCUCGCAUGUGUGAUGAAGAUGGCUGUAGACAGAAGACUGUAAUAGAUUUUACUUCAUAAUUAAGCUUAUUUACCUAAAAUAACUCUCUAUUUCAUACCAUUAAGUACAAGACGGUUAUAGGAAAAACAAAAUAUUCUUACUGUGGAGACAAAUACAACCUUAGCGCCAGAAUGAGCAAUAUUUACAUCCAGGAGCCGCCAACCAAUGGCAAGGUGAGCGACUUUUACAUUUUUAACCUCAUACAGUUAAAUUUUUUAAGAGAUUAACUCUUAAUUUAACGAGUUAAUUUAACACCUUCUAAAGCCAAAGUAUGAUAGUUUACACUUUAACGUGCUACUGUUUUACAUGUUUUAUUUCUGGUACUGUUAUUGGUGCUACUAACCUACUGUUUGUGCCCAAUGAUAGAUGUUUCUAAUCAAAAUCCAUUUUUAAAUUUUAAGUUAAUGAUUAAACCGUCUUAAAUAUCUCUGAAACCUUUGUAAUUUCUUAGGUCCUGUUGAAAACCACAGCAGGUGAUAUUGACAUCGAGUUGUGGUCUAAAGAGGCUCCCAAAGCCUGCAGAAACUUCGUGCAACUGUGCAUGGAAGGUAAAUAUCCACUUUGUGCAUUGUCUCAUAUGUUGCAGAUUUUCUAAAUAAAAGCCUGCUAAACUUCACCCAAACCUCAAUGCAUUGACAGGUCUGCCCUAUUUUAAAAAGGCCAGAAAUUGCAAAGGAAAAUUUGGGCAUUUGUGUUUCCAAUGACAAACAAAUCACUCACCUACAUCCUGGAAACUCAUUAAAAAUUAUUUCAAAGGUUUUACUAGAUUAUAAAAUGAGCAAAGAGUCGUAAUUGUGAUGAUAUGAUAUGUCGGAACCCAGAAUGCAGCUUUUAACAGAUUUUAUUAUGAGGAAUAGUGCAAGGGAGGGAGGUAUCCAGGGUCCAAGGGCUGUGAGACGAUCCAAGGGAGUGUGAAGAGCCAUGAGAGUGAAUACCAGGCUAAAGUGAUGGGUUAGUGGGCUGGCAUGAGGCAAGGAGUGAGGCACUGGAAAAAAAGUGGAGAAAACAAGGGUCAGUUAAAAAAAUAGGAGCACCAAAAGUCUUCAAACUUACUCUAGACUAGAGUACCUAGAUACCUCUGAAGAGGGCUGUAUAACCGAGCAUGGAGUCACAAUACUUUGGGUUGAGGCUUGUGUCUGCAGCAGUCUUAAAGCCGGCUUAAUUGCAGGGCAGCUACAGGAGAGAGAGAAAGGAAGAAGGUGAAGGGAACAGCAAACAGCCCACACAGGAAAUAGAACCCAACAAAAUAAAAUGUGCAGAGUGUGUGAUCACCACUCUAAUGCUUCUAUAUCUUUUUCCUCCAGGUUACUAUGAUGGCACGAUAUUUCAUCGAGUGGUGCGUGAGUUCAUCGUUCAAGGUGGAGAUCCAACUGGGACAGGUACAGGUGGAGAUUCCAUCUACGGCCGUCCAUUCAAGGUCAGAAUAUGUCUCUAGUGUUUCUUUUUGUCAGCUUUAUUCCAGUAAAGUGUAUUUAAGACAUGUACCAAUCAUGUCUGAAAAGGAGGAGGAUAAAGUUUACAUACUUGAUGCUACUUCUGGUAUACUUUUUACAAAUAACAUAGUUAGAACAGAGCUGAUAUUGAAUAAUCUUUCUCUGAGACUCUCUGAGGAUUAACUUUGUGUCUUUUCUCUUUUCAACAGGAUGAGUUUCACUCCAGGCUGCGCUUCAACAGGAGAGGUUUGGUCGCCAUGGCAAACGGUGGACCUCACGAUAACGGCAGUCAGUUUUUCUUCACCCUGGGGCGAGCAGAUGAACUCAACAAUAAACACACUAUAUUUGGAAAGGUAAAUCUGAAGACCUGUAGCAGUGUAAAUACACACUUUUUAACCGUUUUCCUAUGCCCACACAUCUGAUACUGGACUUUACUUUGUGUGUGAAAUGUUUGUUGUGUGGUUUUCCCAGCAAACAUGAAUAAAGCCGACUCAAAGCGAUUAUUUCUGCAUGUUUCUUCUUUGUGAACAGGUGACAGGAGACACGGUUUACAACAUGCUCAGACUGGCAGAAGUUGAAUGUGACAGUGAGGAACGACCUUUGAACGCCCACAAGAUUAAAAUCGCUGAGGUAUUUUUUCCUUUAAGGGCUUUUAUUUUUAGAGUCUGGUAAGUGUCAGUGAGAUAAAUCUGGACGUCUUUGACUCUCACAGGUGCUUCACUCUCCUUUUGACGACAUCAUACCGCGUGAAAUAAGAAAAUCCAAAAAGGAAAAAGAGAAAGAAGAGGGGAAGAAGUCGCAGUCAAAAGCCACAAAGUGAGUCAUCAGGUUCCUGUGGGAACUUUUCAGGUUUGGUGAAACUGGGCUGCCCCUCUGUGGACAAAGACACCUUUGCUUAUCUUGACCUCUUCAUGCUGAAGUAGUGUCACCUUAUGAAAAUCUCACCCUGCAACAUCACAAAAUGUUUGUCCGACUGUUGUUGAUGCUUUGUUGUAAACAGUGUAAUGAUUUUCAUAGGAACUUCAGUCUGUUGUCAUUUGGAGAAGAAGCUGAAGAAGAAGAGGAGGUGGCUAAUCAAGUCAGCCAGGUACAAAAACAUAAAAGAGCCCAUAAAUUAGUAAUAAUGACUUUAUUUAUAUAACACUUUUAAAAACAAGGGUUAACCAAAGAUUUCUCAUUCCUCCUCUUCUUCUUCUUCUUCUUCUUCUUCUUCUUUUCUUUGUUAAGACCCUAAAGGGAAAAAGCAAAAGCAGCCACGACCUCCUGAAAGAUGAUCCCAGACUGAGCUCCGUCCCUGCUGUCGAUAAGUAACUACAACAAUAAAGUUCGAUAUACUUAUGACAAAGGAAACAACUUUUGGAUUUAAUGUAUUUUAACUCUGAUGUUUCCUUUAUUUUGAAAGGAAAGGGAAGAAGGGAGUACCAGGAGAUGCUGCAGAGGUAAACUAAACUGAACCUCGAUGAAGGAUACUCCAUAAAUAAUAUUCUUUUUUUUUUUUUUUUUAAAUUUCGCAUUUCGUUGUGUUCGUACAGACAGACGAUGAUGAAGAUGAAGAUGAUGAGGAUUCGGAUGAAGACUCAGAGAGGAAAGAGAAAAUGAGAGAGCUCAUCAAAAAGAAGCUGCAGAAAGAAAAGGGUGAAGACAAAACGACAGAACCCAGCGAGGACGAGCGAGGGAAAAAACCCAGCAGAAGGUAAGACUGUGAACUUUCAGUCUGAGUCCCUGCGCAGUUUUUUUUUUAAUCCUAAAAUAUGAACUUUAAUGGACAGAUGUCAGGUUAGAAUGAAACAGUGUUUGGUUGCUGACAGUUCUGCAUGAAGCUGUGGUUCCACUUGUACCACAGAGUAUGAUCCAGGAGGGGGCACUGUUGAACUAUUUUAUACAGAAAAACAAAAGACUGCUUGAAAUGACUCUCCCAGUACAUCCACAGAGACAGGACAUCAGAGGACAUUAUCUCCCUGAGUUUUACAUAAAUGAAUAAAAAGACACUUUAUCAGCAGCGUCAAAGCAGGAGGUAGCUGUCUUGAUCAAAUCAGAGUUCAUUUUGGGCUCCAAGGGGAUUAUUUCAGGGGAAGGCAACACGUCUCUACGAGAUUUAAAUUUGCCACGACUGAUCAUACUGUUUAAUGACAUCGUUAAAUGUAAACUGGCUGUCAUCACAUGAUGGUUAACUGUCUGAAAAAUGACAAAGUUUGAUAAAUUAGUUUUAUUUUAUUGAUGUGGUUGACCUCAGGUGAACCCUCCAGAGAUGUUUCCACUCAUCCUGAUACUUCAUGUGUCUGAGUCACUCACUAACACCUUUGGUAUCAGCAUUAUGGGACAUCCUCAUAGUCCAUUACCAUGUGUUGGCUCCUAUGGCACCAGUUUACAGGAGCUGUUAAAACCAUCUCUAUUGGUGAAUCAAACAAACUUAAAUCAAAGUUAAUAAACUUUGAUUUAAGUUCUGUUUGUUGGAUUUAUUCUGCAUCUUUAAAAUCAAAAGUUUAGUGAGAACUCUGACAAAUAAAGCAAAACAGACACAGUGAGACAAUCUGAGGACAAACGCUGGAAGAACAUCAUCUGAAGGGACAAAAGGAGGACAAUAAAUCGAAAAUGAGAGGGACAAAUAAAAGAAAGUAAAAGAUGGAAAAGCAAUUAAAGACAAAUAAACAACAAAGCAGCAGAUAAAAGAGAUAAAAGGCAAAAGAAAGACAUUUAAAAUGAUUAAAAAUAGCAGGUUUAAAAUGGAAUGAAAGAAAUAAAAAGAUUUAAAAGUAAUGAAAGUGAUAAAAGAGUUAAAUAUUUUCUACAUUACAAGGAAAUUACACGGAUAAAAACUUUAAAAAAUAUAUAACGGUCAUUAAAAGGAAUAACAAGAUCAAACAAUUGAAGAAAAAAAGCUGAGCAAUUAAAAGAAAGAAGGAGAAAAAAAGAUAAAAAUCAUUGAGAGGUUUUAGAAGAAGACUAGGGAAAUAAAGUGUGAUAAAAGAUAUUCUAAGAGAUAAGGAUUUCUUAACCCCAACCCCCAUAAAAAUAGAAGAAAAAAAGAAAUUAAAAGCUGUAAAACUAAAUAAAGAAACAAUUAAAAGAUAAAAUUAAAGAGAUUGAUGCAGUUAAAAGCAAUUAAGGAGGGAUUAAAGUGACGAUAAGCAGCUAAAGAAAAUAAAAGAUAAGAAUCUAAAAACAGCAACAGAAAAUGGAGUAAAAUUAUUAAAAGAGGUAAAAACAAAAAAUUUAAUAAAAAGACAAAAAAUUAUUGAAUAAAAUACAAGAAAUAGAUACAGUAAAGGGCUUUUAAAUGAGAUAAAGAGACCGUUUCAUUUCUGUGGGAAAUAUCAGUAUUUCAAUUCACAGAGGUCAAGAGUGUCAUGCAAUGGUCAGGUAGCGAUCAGAGCGCCCUCUGCUGGAUCAAAGCUACUCCUGAUGAACUCUACAGCUUCAAUACAACAGCUCAUGAAAGUUCAAACAGUUGGUUGCAGUUUAGUUAAAACAUCAUGGCCCCGAUUUAUAUCUGGUUUGUUUUUCUCUGAUGGAGGCCGAAUUUGUACGUACAACGCUCUUGGACGUCGCUCCAGCCCCCUCUCUUUUCUGUAGCUUCGCCUCUUUCCCCUCCCUCGUCUCUGUUUCUGCUACAAUCACCAGUUUUCUUUGCGUUCACACACGAACACUCGCAAAUCUCAGUUGUAGCUUUCUGGACCAACAUCAGUGGACCUGCUAUGUGAAAACAGGAAUGUUGGCACUCGGACCAAAUUACUUACUGUGCUAGAAGCAAACAGUGCGUUUGUGUGAGCCAACAGUGUGUGUGAAAUGAAGGUGAGAGAGGAAGGUGACGGCGUGUGAGACCACAUUAGUCUGAAAAUGACCCGAGGAGAGCGAGGGGCCGAUUUAUCUUUCAUCUCUCUUUGAUGCUUAUUAGUUAUCUCUCCUUCAUAUCCUCUUAACAGGUAGCCCUCAACACACAUAAUCAACAUACCCUUCUCUCAUUAGUGCUAAUGGGAUAAAGAGAGGGCGCCCUGUGUGUUUUAUGUGUGCGCAUGUGUGUGUGUGUGUGUGUGUGUGUGUGUGUGUGUGUGUGUGUGUGUGUGUGUGUGUGUGUGUGUGUGUGUGUGUGUGUGUGCCCUGACUGACAGCCAGCCCAAUGCAGGCAGACUGUAGUAUAUUAAACACAAGCGCAGAUUGUUUUGCUACAAGAACUGUAACCCAACACAGUGGUUUGUCUUGGCAGGGAAUCAAAGAGCAGGCCGGUAGGUACAGUGUUAGUCCGGGACAAAGGGGGCAUUGUUGCAGGGUGAGCUCUGCUCUCCCACUGUUGCUUUUCUCUGAGCUUUCAGCUGCUCUGUGAGCAAAGAGGGAACACCAACUGGUGUCUGGUCACCUGGGAAAAAAGGAGAGAGGAUGUUGAAAGCAGUUUUCAUUUCUGUCUGAUUGACUUAACUGAUGCGGGACAUUUGUUUUUGUAAGAAUAAAUCCUGUAUUUUUAAACCAGAGCCCCUCAGUUGAUGUGUUCUGGGGUCUCAGUGACAUGAAGUAAGUGUUAUAAAAGUGAUACAGACACUCAGUCCAUGAAAACCAGCCUGUUAUCUGUUUCCUCUGCUCCUUUUUGCAUAAGUAGGACAAAUGCACAACAAGGAAAUUACAGUGAAAGUGGCACCAACUCUUUAGUAAUUUCUUCUAUGGAGAAAAGCAGAGGUUAAUGGGUAAGGAAAGGAAAAUCAUGAGAGACUAAGUUCACCACUCUGUGAGGUAGAGCUGGGCGAUAAACCAAAAAUUUACAGAUACCGAAAUUUAUGACAAUAACCGACGUCAUUUGUUCAUAUUGGUAUGUUCGGUGUCAAAAAAAUAAAUAAAUAAAAAGUUGGUUUUGGAUGCAUGAAGGUAGGCUAUGGUAUCAUGUCCCUUCAAGACGCUGUCCUACGUCAGAGACGUGUCUCCACCCCAUCCAGUCCGUAACAAAGAGGGAAAGACAGGUGAGGAGAUGGAGGACGGUUCAAAAGUUGUAGCGGCUGAAGUAGAUGAAGUUAAUGAGAGAGGGGGUGAGCAGCUUGUUGAGUAGUUAAAGCCCAUUUAUCGUUAUCGAGGUGAACAGUUUGUCACAGAGGUUAAAAUAAUAAUAAUAAUUUUAUUUUAAAAACAGAAGUUUACAAAGUGCUUUGACAAACAGUCGUAAAUCACAGAACAUCAGCACAUGGAAAUUAAAAACAAAUAAAAAACAAAAGCUCAGUUCAAAACAAGGCCUCUGAAUUGAAGGCCAAUUUCAUUUGUCUUAAGGAACCCAGACAAUACAAGAACCCUGCAACAUACAAUGAGACCAUGACGAUUAAAAUAAAAAGAGAAAAGGAAAUGUAAUACAAAAGGGGAGUAGAAAGCAAGAAACAGGAUAGUUAAUAUAAAAAGAUGAUGAUGAUAAUAAUGAUAAUAAAAACAUAACAAAAUAAUAAUGAUGGUAAUAGUAAUGAUAAAAUGGAAUAACAAAAAAGAGCAGGAAAAACAAUGCAAUCAAUAAUAAAGGCCUAAACGUUUAAAUAGGAAAAUAUUUUAAGUAAAACAAAGGCUUAAAAGACAGUAAGUCGAAAUAAGAGAAAUAAAAGAGAAAUGAUGGCAUCACAUAAAAGCGAGUCUGUUAAAGUUAAUUUUUAAAUUUGACUUAAAAAAGCGACUGUCUCUGCACGCCUUAUCUCCUCUGGCAGGUCGUUCCAAAGUCGAGGAGCUCUGAUGGAGAAAGAUCGACCACCUUUAGUUUUGAGCCUCGACUUUGGAACAACCAGAAGGCCUUUGCCUGAACCAUGUACAGAGAAAACUGCACCGGUGACUUCUGUGGACUAAGGUGAAGUGAAAAAAUGAGGACCAGGACUCUGGAGUCCAGUUGUCCUUUCAGCGAAGAAUUGGAAAUCAAGAAAUGGAAUGACAUCCUCAGUUUUAAACAAUAUCUCCAGUUUUGGGAGCAACAUCUGCUUUCAUCUAGACAAUGACUUUUUCAGGGAGGACAUUCAUAUGAUCCCAAACCACAUUCUGACAACAGGGAUUACAACAGCAUGGCUCUGUAGGAGAAGAGUCCCGCUGAAAAACCGGACUGAUGCUGUCCUGACUUGUCCCCAAACUGUUGAGAGGCAACAUUUCACCUUCAAAACUCCAGAAACUGGUCUUGAAAAUACUGUGAUAAUGAUUUAAACGUCAUGCCGCAGAGCUCAGUGUGUCUGAUUCAAGUGUUCUGGUUUCUGCAGACUCUCAGGCCUCAUUCGGGGGAACAUUCAAAAUGCUUAUUGUGUUUUUUCCCCCACAGUCAAGGCUGCUGAGACUACCUUGAGAUCUGGAGUCUCCCUGAAACCAAAAUAGACUUUACAUCAGUUUGAAAAUAUCCGACAUCGCAGCCAGAUGAUAUUACACUGCGAUACUCUGGGAUUGCAAAACUCUUGGACUUGUUAAGAUUUAUGGGCGGUUUUAAUAAUUGGUGGACUCACUGUACCUGUAAGAGGCGAGUUUAAAAGGGUAAAAAAAGAUGAGUCAUGUCCACGAAAGCAGAUGCUGUUUGGUUUACCUGCCUGCUGAGAUGUUUGAUGUUGUUUUGAAGCUCUCAUGCUCACAGUUGGACUCUUCUGUUAAUGCUACUAUUGAUCAAGUCUGGUGUUGCUGUGUUUGAAGUGGGCCUCCUUAGGGGGGGGGUGCUUCAUAAAAGACACUACUGAACGAAGUCCCAAAAGCAGUGUAUGUGGUAGUCGCCACUUUUGUUAAACCCGACGGGGCAUGACUGGGGAAGCAAAACGCUUCCAUAUGGCUGCGGGACACAGUGUGAGCUGCUUCUGCCAGCAGGACCCGGCUCCCUCUGCUAACUCUGGGAAUGGCUUUGCAGUUACUGCCGUCUGAAGAUAAUGACAGAACUGCACUUCCUGAUAUUUACAUCACUUGUUAUCACACAGUUAGAUACAGCAUGUGGGAGCCCACUUUAAUGAUGCAGGUGGUCUGACUUAAACAGUCUUUAAAAUCAGGAUUAUCACAUAAUAUACAUGAUGCCUCUUUACAGUAUGUUAUUAAACCAAUAAAUAUUAAACAGCGCUGUAAGGCACGAGUGUAAGUCCAUGGAUGGAGUCUUAUGCUGCGUUCCAGUUGUACUCGGAAGUCCUGAUUUCUAAGCUCCAAGUCGGAAAUUCAUCUGGAACGCCCCCCUGAAGUCGAAAGUCAGAUGAUCCUCACCAACCUUGAUUUGUCGACAACGACAUAAUCCAAGAUGGCAGUGCAGUGCAUCAACAGUGAAGAGUAACAGUGAACACUCUCCUAAUCUAUUAUUUAUUAUCACUUCUGUUUUGUUUUUGUGAAAUUAAAUAAGUGGUAUAUGUUGUGCUGCCCAACGUCUGAUCGUGAACAUGGCGCUAUGAUGUUUGUAAGAGUAAAAUACUGUGUUAUGCGUUGAUUACAACUGGUAAAGCUAACAACAACUAACAAAAGCUGACAAUUGUAAACAACAGCUAACAACGGCUAACUGUAGGCAUCGAUCUUGGUUUUCCGACUUCUUUACUGGAAUGUCGUCAAAUCGAGUGUAACGUCAUUCCCAGCUCCGACAUCCGACUUCUGAGGUAACUGGAACGCAGCAUAAAAGCCGUAGUAAACAUUAACACAGGGAUGUAUUACAUUAUCCGCAUAGUCUCGUUAAAAGCUCAUCAUUGUUUCAGCUGAUGUAAAAAUUGCUGCCGAUUAUGUGGGUGUUACUUUUUACACAGCUGUGUUGUCAUGAAGCACCUGAAGGUUUUGCCUUUGUAGGAAAUAGGGAGUAGUUCCAGGAACUUAUCUGAAGGAACUACUUGGGUGCUGUCUUCGUUUCCACUGGUGCCUGAAGUCCAGGGUAAAUUAUGUUACUCAGGCCAGUGACAUGUCAAGUUACAGUUGAGUCACUUCGCUGUUUGUGUGUCUAUGAUGCCAGUAUUGUGCCACCGGAAAGCACUACCCUUUGAGCAGGAACUAAACUUAAACCCAGGUUCCUGCAGUCAAAACCCACAGAGUUCCUAAAAGUUAGGGUGACCAUAUUCUGAAUCCCUACAAAAAAGGACACUAUUACACGGGCGGACUCACUCGCAAAAUUUUGAGGGGUUUUCGGGUUGGGUCGAGUGUUUUUUAUGCGCUUCUAACUCAGUUGGUCCAUGGCACACAAACUAAAAACUUCCAUAUAAAACCCCGGUCAUUUGAAGGAUUUUAAAAACUCCCCCCCAGACAGGCUUGGCAGACCCCUAAAAGAGUACAAGUCCGGGUAAUAGGAUAGGAUAAAUAGUCACCCCACUAAAAGUUCCUGUGGUCAGAAAGUACCUCAAUGCUUGUUGUCGGUGUCCACUUAGCUUCCCGUUCAGCCACGCUAGCAUACAUUACUUUAGCUGCAGUUUGUGGCUGCAAGCUUUCACAGAGGGUUGUUACAGAAGUGGAGAGACGGGAUACCUGCACUGUUGUCCUCAAGACAUGAAAUCUUCCUGCUGCUUCCUGGUGGAUUCGUCUUAAAGGGAGACUUCUGAGUAAUUGUUCAAGGCAUACUGAGUCAACAAAGUGCAAAACAGAGGAAAAAGACAAGCACAGAAGAGAACUCUCCAGCUACAGAAAAGCUGCUGCGAAACACGUCCAAGGAUUAUGGUGCCAUUUGUACGUCUCACGUGAGGGAAUUUUGUUGCAGUUCAUUUUGUUACAGUCAGUACUUUCAAAUGAAGAAUUCGUCUGAGCUAUGGUUGUAGCUUGAUUGAGCGAUUUAACAGGACUGUUGUCAGUUCAGUCUGUUUCCUUCUUUGUCUGUUGAGGUUUUGUUGAUCAUCUGGCUUCCCAGCAGCACAUUCAUGCUGUUUAACGUCCAUCUCAAAGCCCAGCACCCGACCAGAACACUGGAGCAUGUGCGGAACACUUACGCCAGUUUCAGUCUGAUUACGCUGUAUUCACGGAUGAGAAAAUCAAUCCCCAAUCGCAUUAUCAACCCUAAUUAUCAAGUUUGACAAUAAGAAGUUGGUGCAUGAAUUUUAAGGUUUUGAACAACAUGUAAAACAACUGAUUGUAACCCUGAGUGAAUUAUGUUAAAUUAUGGAUAAGUAUAAUAACAGCUCCUCUUAAAUGGAGUGAUCAUAAAAUGUUGUUUAUUGACUACUUCUGUUCCAUGUUUCCAUGGCUUUGCUUCUGUAUUUGAUCUUUAACCACACUGGUCCUGAGGACAGCAUCUGUCUGGCCUUGUGGAUAGUGUAACCUACAUUAGACACUAAUUAUCCAGCCCAAGUGGCCUCACCCCAUACGCUGCGUCACACUCUAUUAAUUGGCUGCACCUGUCUCUUGUCAUCGGUCAUAACCCAACGCGUUCGCAGGGAAAGGUUGCAGAGAUCAAGAAAGCAUUCGGCUCUGCUUUUGUGCAGAAAACUGCUUGAGAUAAUCCAGUUCUUGGCAGCCGGGCUGUGUAUGUUUUGGAACUGCCAGGUUUACACAUCUCUGACCCACUGUAGCAUGCCUGCCCCAUAUGGGGCACUUGCCGGCUGGAAACAGUUCCAGACAGCGAUGCAUGUCUAGGACGAGGAGGGUUAAGACUUUUUGGAAAGGAUUUAAAAAACCAGCAGAACUCCACUUGGACUGGAAUCAACAUCAACAUCUGACAGUGUGCACAUUUUCUGUGUCUUUAGAGGAGCAGAAAAAAAAAUCACAACCUGAUAUUUAACUGAUAUAAAUGUCAAGAAAAAACAGCCCAGAUUGUACAGGAUUCAUAACUUUUCCCCUUCAUAACUAACCAAAAGAAUCUCAAAGGAUAUUGUCAAUAAUUGAGCGCUUCUAAAAGAGGAACCUUGGUCCGCUGCGUGGGUAAUGUGUUGGCGAGAUCACUCUGCUAAGUCAUGCAAAUUCCUGUGUUGAGGUUGGAUUCCUCCACUCCAGCUCACAGUUCUCCUUGGCUUUUGACCAAACCGUGGAGUGCCCCCUGAGGGGAGUUCACCCAGCCAUCUUGUUAUUCUAGCACAUUCAUCCACAUCACUUGCACAGUCAUUAAACUGGUGUGAGUCCACCAUAGUGGGAGAAGCUGCUGCCGGCAGCCCUGUUUUGUACUCUUAAUAAGACUAAGGAGUUAAAUUUAACUUCUGGACGGACGUGUGACUUUUUAAUUUCAGUCACUCAGCGAUGAUAUUUUACCUCUGAAUAUUUUGAUUCCAUUGGUAAUUACAUUUCCCAAAGUCACUUGACGGCUGGAAAAUAAGAAUCCAGAGAAAUCCAAAAAAGGAAAGUACGUCUGCUUGUGCAUUUUGGAAACAGAUUCAAUUUUUGAUGAACCAUAGAGUCAUCACAGUACUAUUUUUAAGGCUGCUGAAUUCCUGUGUCAGCCUCAGACUCCUGCCAGACACCGGAGUAUUAAAUGCAAGGUUCUGAAUCAUGAGAGAGUUCUUGGUCUACUGCCAAUCACUUCAUAUGCUUUCUUUAUGAAAAGUUAAUCAUCCACAGCUCUCUGGGUUUCACUGUUUUUGAAUUUUCUGAAAGAAUGACAGUAGCUGGCAGCCCCAAGUAGACCCAGACCGCUGAGAAGAAGAGCUUUACCCAUUUAGUUCGGUUUAUCUGGCAACUGGUGGCAACAUCUGAGCGUCUAUUAUUCCUCUGCUGUUUUUUAAAUGACCGUCAGAAUCUCCUCUCCUGCUGGUACACGGAGAUCCUGUUGAUAGAUUGAUGGAUGGAGGGACUGAUGGAUACGUCUCCGUCACUGGCAUUAGAAAUACUGCUCAAGACUGGUGCAGAUGUUAUUUUUCAAACAGACUCCUCCAAUAGUGGCAAUGUCUCCUCUUUUAUGGAGUCAAGGACCUGAGGAGUUCCACAGGGCGCCAUCCUCGGUCACCUGUCAUACUCUUUGUACACGCUGACUUCUGGACAUAAAUUUGCACGUUUCUUUUCCUUUGUUUAGUAGAGUGCAUUUACAUAACUGCCCAGCAAAAACUAAGAAAGAAGACAUUUUUUAUUUGUGAGUUUGCCCAUCAGAAAUCAGACGUACAAAAAAAACGUUUAUUUUGUUCUGCAAAUUGGGAAGCUUUUAUAUAUAUAUAUAUAUAUAUAUAUAUAUAUAUAUAUAUAAUGUAUAUUUAAAUUGAAUCACAAUUUAAAUCGAAUUAGCAUCCAGAAAAACCAUACAAGAAUCGAAUCGAGAGAAAAGCAUAUCGUCCCAGCCCUAAUGUAUAAUGAUUCUCUACCCAAUGUAAACUUAAAUCACUUAAACCAUUAGAUAUUAUCAUAUCUCCUUUGUUUCGGGGUGGCCAGGACGCUGCAUGUAAAAGACCCACUCCCCUCAAGUCACAAGCAGCCACAACGACUGACGGUUUUUAGGUAGAACAACAAGAACAUUUAUAUAUAAGAAUUAUGAUAAUCAACAACAAUUAAAGAACUGAUUUGAAUUGACUUCAGAAGAAAGAAUAACAAAUGAAAAAUUCUAAUGAAAAAGUGAAACAGCUGACCUACAAAACAAUGAAACAAAAACCUUUAACACUGGUGACGCCAAAUUUACUCCAUCAAAUGAUAUUCUUCAUCUUCACUGAUUACAUCCCGAUGCAUCUAUCAAAACCUGAGAAAUCUAUCAAUACAGUAGAACAAAUUGUGAUGUAUUUAGUCUUGUGAAAAAAUUUAAAAACAAAAUAAUUUGCAGUGUUGUGAUGUGAGGGUCCUUAGAGGAAUUUGCUGAGCCUGAAGGUGUGUCCUAACAGAUGUUGUCAGAGCUUUUCCUGUCCUCUCUGGCGUCUCUCUCUUUAUUGGCACCGCGGCUGUGGAGCCGAUUGUUUGGCUGUUGCCGUGGAAACGUGUCUUGUUUUCUGAAUGGCAGCGUGUUAUGGCAGGUAGAAAAUGAUCACUCAGUCCAAAGAGUUCCUGGCUGAGUAAUAUAUGACUCUGAAAACUCACCUCUAACUUCUGGAGCAGAAGCUGUACGGUGUUCAAGUCAAGAGUCUGAGCUGUGCGUCAUAUUUGACACAUGGACGACUUCACUGGAACGCACUGAAAUCCCCUCAGGAGGGCCGUCCUGACUGGACAACUGAAAGACAUGACAGUGUAUUGUUUUGAGACAACAAUUCACGACAAGAAGCCGACUUCCUCAUGUAUGCCAACUCUGACUCUGAAAUCCAGCUGCAACAUUCCUACUUUGAGGAACAACCGUACGUCUGACUGAUUCCUCAUGUGUUUCCUCAGGGAUGCUAACAAGGAAGAGACGUGACAUCAAGCUCUUAAUAUUUACAGAAAAGUUAAAAAUUUUUUGAGGCCUUAAGGCUUCAGCUCGGAUAUUGUCUGAGUUUAACAAAGAUAACACGCAUGUUGGAAGAUACAGAAGAUAAGUAAGACACUGAAGAGGGAAAGUUCCAGGUAAAAAGAGAGGAAGAGGAUAUAAAUGUAUGUCAGCACAGAGGAGAAGCAGAUGUAAGAAACAAAGGCAGCCAUUGUUUGGUCUGGAGAUGCCUCACAUGUUUCUAGGCCGGGGGCCCAGACUGAGCAGCUUACCUGUGCUUUGUGGCUCUGCAGCAGAAUGGGACAAAAACAGAGCUGUCAGGCAGUACCAAAAUAUUAUCAUUUCCUAACAUAACAUAUCUGCUCUAAAACGGGCCAUAGACUCAAUCAGAGGAAAGGGAACAAUAAUCAGCACUGUUGGCCUCGGUUCAGACGGGCAUGAGCAGGGCUGUAGGCCACCUGCCAAAGAGGACGCUACCUUGAGUGAAGGAAGCAAGGAUGUGCCUUGGCCUGCCUCUGUCAUCCAGUGAAACUUUUAUUAGGGCGGCUGGACACGAGGAGUGCCUGUAAUAUUAAAUGUUGUUCCACUUAGGGAAGGAUGAAUAAAGUUUUUCAUUACGUCUGCCUCUAACUGAGCCUGACAGUGAUGUAUUCAAAGUAUCACGGCUUGUUUCUCUAAUUUAUUACUCAAAACUUGGAAUAAUGUCGCAUGCAUGUGCUCGUUAAAAGGUAAAGACUUGGAUCUAACAACUCUGAAUCUGACGACCCAAAACUUGACCCAACAAAAUCAAAAAAGGACGACUGAGGUGACAGGAUUCAGGUUUAAGAGGAACACUUUGUUAGGUGGUUCAAACCGCAGACAGUGGUCCCUGAUUUAGCUGAACAGUUCUUAAUUAUUUGCGUAUAUUGGACUUGAUGUGGGACUUGAGCCUUGUUUUCCUUGAUUAAGGAAUUGAUUUGGGACUUCAUGGUCUUGAUUUUGGACUGGUUGGUCUUGAACCUUGGUCUUGGUACAGGACUUGAGACUUUCUUGUGUUGGUUAAGGAUUAGGUAAUCUAGACUUGACUCAGGAUUGAGAGGACUUGACAUGAGGUAUAAGUCUUGGUGGCAUACAGUACUUCACUUGAGAUUUAGUAGUUGAGACUAACUCAUUUUUGCUCCUCUUGGAUUGUAAACUUUGGACUUUUUCAUCUUGACUUUAGAUUUGAUGUUGAUGUCGACUUGGUUCCUCGCUUUGCAGAUCUUUGGUUUGGACUGAAACCUUCUUGGUUGUGACUUCAGGCUUGUAAGUGUGGACUUAUUUUUGACUGAAGACCAGUUGUUCUUAGGACUUGAGCUCAUUGGUCUUGAUUGGCGGUGUGACGUUGGCGUUUACUUGGUUUUAGUUUCUCUUGGCCUUUGGUUUAUUGGUGUACCUGGGUUUUUUGGAAUUUGGUGGUCUUCCCUGGUGACAUAGAGUUGUGGAUUGAAGACUUGCAUUUGACCCAACUUUGAACUCCUUGGCCUUGACCAGCAAUGUUGACUAGUUGGUUUUAACCAGAGACUAGGUAUUUUUGGGACUACAUUUAGAAGUUAUUGAACUUGAAUCUAGAUUUGGUGUUGACCUGUUCUUUUUUUUUUUUGGUCUUGUUUUUAAGUUUUUGGUCGACUUUGAACUUUAAUGGAUUGAUUUGGGAUGCUUAAGUCAGGUCUUUGAGGAAACUGUUGCUCCUUGAAUGUAUAGUUUGGGACUUGUGUCUUACUUUGACAUUACCUAGACUUUUUCCCAGUUUGGACCCAGGGUUUGACUUGAGACUUGUGAUGAUGGGGUUUGACAUUUAUUGCCAUGACUUUAAACUUUCUUAAGACUUGUAAAAGUUGAUAUUUUCCCACUGUUAAGUACGUAAAGACUAUCAAAGGGAGUUCCACCAAAUAAAAGCAGGUUUUUACAGGUAUGUUGGUAGUUUUGUGGUCUGAUUGAAGUAGGUUUUGGUUUUCAGUUGUUCAGGUAUUUUCUUUAAAUCUUUCCUGGAUCAGAGAGUUUGGGUCUGUAUUGAAUCCUACUGCUAGAUGACAGGAUUUUAAAAGGUUAGAUUUUCAGUUUCAACUCAUCUCAGAACAAGAAGCCUAUUACCAUUUUUCUCUCUUGAGUCUGCUCUCUUCAGGUGCCUUUAAGGGGGAACAAUUACUUUACUUUGGCCUCAUUAAAUUUAUUGGAGUAACACAAGCUUUUAAUGUACAUUCUUCAUCCUGACACUUGCACUCAGAGUUUACACCCUCAUAAUUAACUGGGAGCCGUACAUUCUCAGAACAAUCGGUGUUUGUUUGAGGAAAACGUCAAUUUAAUGUACGUGUACAGACGUUUUGUACAUGCGAGGACUUCAACCUUUCAGCGGACAUCCAUCCUGACUGAUUUUGUCUCUGCUGCUCUUGUCUCUUACAGGUAUUAUCCUCUUAAAGUGAUGCAUGUUUAGUUUGAAUUUUUACUUUAUUUCUCCCCCCACAGUGAUGAAUUGCGGAAAGAGGCCCGGCAGCUGAAGAAGGAACUUCAGGCCAUAAAACAAAGAAAAGAGGAGAGUUUAAAACCUGCAGUGGAUGAAGUCAAGGAGGGUAUGUGGGCCGGUUUUAUCCCCUUUCAUUUACUGAUGGAUGUUUAUCACUGUUACUCAUUAUGCUGUAAAAUUAUGGGUGGCUGAUAAUACACCGUACAUGAAUCUUAACAGGAACUCGUUCACCACAGAACUCUAAGUGUGAACAAAGUCUCAAAGAGGGUGGUCCGAGCUACAUUCUCUGCUAAUGGACAGGCAACCCUCUGAUUUUGUCAAUUAGUUGCAGACGCCUAUCCCCCAGCCCACCCCCCAAAGGGUCUGCAUUUUUGUGUCGGAGCUCAGAGAAAUUUGUGUGGCUGAAAACUGUUGAGUAGUAGCCAUAGCUGCACUUCAAACCUCAUUGUGUUUGUUGGUUUGCAGCUUUUGGCCGACGUGGGUCUGUAAAAAAGUAAAUAAAUCUGCUCCUCCGGUCCUCACCACACUGCAGCCUGUCGCAUCGCCGUCAAUCUAUGGAUAUUUUUGCUGAUUCUGAAACAGAUUUUUGAAAAUGACUAAAACCUCAGAGGCCGGAGGUUGGCGUGAUGUUAUUGUGCAACAAAACAAAAUCCUUCAUGGGGGUCCUUAAGUGCAACUGUGGGAUUACCACCAGCCAAUAUUUACCCCAAAUAUAAAACCAUGACUACUUUUUUUGUAGAUUUAACAUUUUUUUGUCUGAACAAACACUUGUGGUUUUGUUUUUUAACCCAAACACAGAUGGAUUGAAGAUUUAAGGAGGCAGAGCCCAAAACAAUGAAAGAUUAACUGUUGCUCUUGGUGAUAUCUGCGUGGAGUAAAGCCGUUUCUAUCAACAGCCCUCUCUUAAUAGAUCCAGUUAAAAGCUCAAGUGUUGAGUCAGUAACAGCUCUGCAUUGUUUAAUCUCAGCGGCCUAAACUCCUCCAUUAUCGUUCAAAGUGUUUCAGCUCUGCCAGGGUCCUUUUGUUUUGAGCGUCUCUUGCAGCUUCGCCAGACGCCGCAGUUCCUUCUAAAGAGUUUCUCAUUAUGUUUCCGUGUUGGAAGCUAAAGUUAAUUCCAUAAGAUGGGAUUCUUAGAUGUCAUGGGCCAACGGCCACCGCGGGGGGAGACGGAUGUCUGCUCAGACGCUGUAAAUCUUCAAACCCGGCUCGCCCUGCAGAGGAACACUGUGGCGAGGGCUCGUUUUAUCCGGUCCCACUGGAGAAGCCGCACUCGCACAUUAAGACUCGCGUUGACACCAUCAUCCCUUGAAGCUUAAAUCAUCCCCCUGGUUCUGUUCCAGCCUCUCUGAAGGUCAAGCUUUGGUCCCAGUUCAGCCACAUGUCUCUCAGACUGGUCAGUGUGGGCUCAGUGGGGGGGACGUCAUGGAGGUUUGGGUGUUAUGUAACAACUGAAACCUACAGUUAUUUACCGUAAUUCACUCAUUCAUCAGCCUUCGGUACAAAAAGGGUCAAAGAACAGGAAGAAAUAGAGUCUAAAACUGUCGGAGGGUUUGUUUUGUGUGGGAACAGAUCAAAUGCUCAUGUUGUACCAUAAAUAUCCAGUGAGUCAUAGAAAAAAAUGUUGUUUUCAUUGUUGUUUCCACAUUUUUUCCAUAUUUAAAGCCAACAUAAGCAGCAAAGUUCCCUUUUAAGCUCAUCCUGAUGAAGUAACAGAAAACCCUUGCCAGUACAGGGGUCACCUUUUUACACACUUUUAAAUUUUGGACAAAUUUUAACCUAAUUUUAUCGAUUCGGCUUUAGAAAUCAUUAAACCGAUCUACUGUAAAUCUAAACUAUCUAAAUGCCCUUUAAGCUGCAGCCUGUCAUGCUUUGGUGGCUGUAACACAAACAGUUUGGUAAAAACCCAUUUCCAGAAAAAGUUACGAUGUUUUGUUAUGUGUCUGGUGAAAUUAACCAGAGCAGACAUAGCUGAAAGUGGUUUUCUCCCUCCGUGGUUUUAUGUCUGAGUGGUUGAGACAGACACCACGAGGUAUCGUAUGUUUCUCCUCAGUUUCUGAUGCUCACUCUGUCAGCUGUUGAACAAAAGCAAAAAAAAAAAGAAGCCUCUAAUGUCAAUAAAACAUUUUGUAACACUGACUGGAACAAAUUUACUGACAAAAACUUACUCAAUGCUUAUGUUCUGUUGGUUUUUAAGCUCAAAUUAUCCUCCAAAAUUAUGUUUUUAAAUCGAAUAUCCCAGUGCAGGUUUGUGUUUUACAAGGCAGGGUUUUAGUGGGGUCUUAAAAAUUUUAAAAUCCAAUCAUUUGAUCCAAAAAUUCACUUAAAAUCUCAUAAAAUGUCUUAGGUGUGCUGUUGAAAGGUCUGAAAAAUGUAUUAACUAGGGAUGCACCGAAAAUUCGACCACUGAAAAUUUUUAGUCGAAAGGCUUUAUCACCGUGUAUCAUAGCUUUUGUACUUUUUUGCCAUUAUGAGUGUAAAAUAGGAUUUAAAUUGUAGUCACUAUGGUCUUAUAAAAGUCUUAAAAAGUCUUAAGUUUGACUUGUUGAAACCUGCAGAGACCCUGUAAAGGCUGAUAGCUUUGCCUCCAAAUUUUGACUUGCAGUGCUUCCAAAAGUGCACAUCCACACUCUCUGAGGUCCUCACACCACAGUACACUACAUCUGACUGUAGUUCUGCCUAAAUAGAAAUAAUAUUAAAGUUAUUAUUAUUUAAUAUUAUUGUAACAGAACAUUCAAAUGUUCCUCAUUGAAAUAAAGAGGUGGAAAUUAAAAAUGUUGUUGUAUCCGAUUCAUCAAAAAAAUAAUCGACUGAUUAAUCAAUUAAUCAAAAAAAAUAAUUGACCAAUUAAACGAUAAUUAAAAUAAUCAUUAGUUGCAGCCUUAGUUCAGACGUAUUAACUGAGCUUCCAUCCAAACAAGUAAAAUGUAGAAAUGCUGAGUGAGACAGCAGUGAUUGUUUAAGUAAAAUAAGCUAACCCUUUUUUUAACUGUGUUUAUUGAACGUGUCUAUUUAAAAUAUUACUGUAGGUAGUUGUAUUGUCUGUUUUUAAGCUGGCGUGUAAAAGGCUAAAUCUUAGUGAAGCCAUGUUGCUCUUAAAUUGCCGUGUCGAUGUGAUGAUCUUAAACUUGCGCAGUAACCAGAGGCUGUUUCAGUGUUUUUACUGCGAAUGCCUCUCACAGUAUCCACGAUUAUCCUGCAGCCCAAUACCAAACCCAAAUUAGAGGUGACCAAGACUGACUCUCAUACUUUUUGGUUGGCUCAUUACACCUUCUGACAGCUGUUGAGAAAGUUUGUUAUUUAUUGCACAACUCUUCAGAAACACUCUCUGUUGCAUAAUCUGUGAUGGAUCGCUGGAGUUGACCUCAAAGCACCAACCGACAAAAUCAUUUUUGAUGUGUUUGUGAUUGAUGGUCGGCCAUACACUCAGCUGCUGAUUGUUUGACAGCAAAGAGGAACCUUUUGUCCUAUAAAAGAGGCGUUUGUCGUCCACAACAGCCCUCGGUUGCUACAACAUUAGCGUCUUGAUUUGUAGCUCUCCUGUCCAGGUGACAGGAGAGGAGAGGAAUGUAGUUAGAAAGGCCAUCAGGCUCAAAGAUAGUAGUUAGUGACAACAGCUGCAGAGGGUGAUGUGUGUUCCCGGUGGAGGACCGGGGGGCAUCAUCAGUCAGCAUUCAGCAUGACACAGACUGCAGCGGGAGGCAGAAGAGGAGAGGUGACUGUGGAGGGGCAGCAGGGAGAUCACUUGUUGGUCCCAUAAAUCAAGAGAAAAAAGGUUUGGCCCCUCCAGCAGCAGCAGCAGAGCAGUGAGGAGAGAGUGGAGCUUCAAUUUACAGGACUGAGUUUGCUCCGUUUACAAGGCCUAAAAUCUCUGAGAAUUUAGGGUAAUUAAUGUUUUCUGUAAUGAUCGGUGAUUGUGGGUCUUUGGAGGCAGGACGUAAAAUCUGAAGUAACCCUGUAAGAGCCAAACUCAGUCUGUUUAUAUCUUUAUUUAAAAAAUUCAUAAGCCCUUUAGACGUGAGCCUCUCACUAAUGUGUUGUUCGAUUGUUUUGGUUUGUGAUGUAGCAGGUCAACCAGAGAGUGGAGACAUGAAAGAGACAUUAAUUCACCUAUUGAGGCGGAGGCGGACAUGCUUUCCUCUAUUAAGCUGGAGUUUAGUUAAACCCCCAAACUGUGCUGUUACUGCACCUUUAUUUACCUGUGCAUUUAAACAAGCGAGGGUGCACGAUUAUUGUCUUUUUCAUGGAUUAAAAUAUUGAGAUCAUGCCAAAAAAAAAAAAAGUAAGACUGCAACAAUUACACAAGUUGGCGAAGAAGAAGUAGCUGCUAAUGAGCUGGUUGUAGCAGCCGUCUGAGAGAUGAUUUAGCACUUUUAAAAACUGAUGUGUGCCUUUUCAGGUCACAUGAUAAAUUAAACAUUAUCAGUUAAUUGUUAUUUUUAACUAUAUCCAGCACUUUGAAGGUGUCCUCUCCCUCUAAAUCGUAGUUUCAGACCACAUUGGUGUAGCAGAAAAGUGUUUAUCAGAAUAAUAAAUCCAAAAUCAAGAUCAUAAAGUACAUUUCAUUGAUUUAAUUUGAUCUCCAGCUGAAGUAACUUCUAAAAAUCCCUUACAAAAAAAAUAAAACGCUUGUUAACAUGGGUUUAAAACUGCAAUUAAUCGUGAUAAACAGAUUUGAUUUGUAAUCCCUGAUAAAAACACAUUCACACAAACUCGUGACAUUACAGGAGCUCGUACUUGAGAUCAGUCAGUGAACUACUUCAGUGUUUUUCUUCUUACAUCAUUUAUUUAUUGCACCUGAAUGUGUUGCAGCGUCCAGCCAAAAGUGGCACAGCUCGGCCUGCGAGAUGAUGAGGCCAUCGCAGGGUUUGUGGGCUGUGUGUGUGUGUGUGUGUGUGUGUGUGUGUGUGUGUGUGUGUGUGACGUCAUAUUUUGUUGUGGAAAGUACAGCUCUCUGCAGCAGACUGUGCUCACUGUCUGCUGCCCUUACAGAAGCGCAAUGACUCAAACAUCUACACCUCUGCUUUACACACGAGGCAGACGAGGACAGUUGGGUGGAAAAUUAUUCACAAGUCACCGAACAGAACUUUGACUUUACUCUCUCUGUGCCGGCUAACCUCCUCACUUUUCACACCCGUGUCCUCCUCUAAGUCCAGGUUUUUAAUUAUUCAUAUGUUUGUGAGCACCAGGACUUUUACUACCAAGCCACGCAGAAUCUGGUUUGUCCUCAUCUUGCUGGACACCUUGUUGUCCCCGACACACCAUCAUGGGGCAAAUCUCCUCAUGGAAGUUUAAAUUAUGUAACAAUGAUAACAGGUGGAUGACCUAGUUUUAAAAAAAUGGCCGGCAUGGUUUUUGUAGGAGUCUUUUGUUGCAUAAUCAGUGAUAGCUCUGUCGUCCAAUCAGCAGACUGCAGUGUGUUGAGCUCCACCUUUGAGUUUUGAGUUGGUCUGCUGGUGACCUCAUGAGAGCAGCAACAAAAAUCAGACUGAGCUUUUCUAUCAGUAUUAUCCACAGCAGUAUUGUCAGGCCAACAGAGAUGGAGACAGACACAUAGAUUAUGUGUGAAAACUGCAGACUGAAUGGGUGAAACGGUACUUAUAAACUUUGCAAGAGUUUAGAGAUACACAAUAUUUGAUUUUUGCCAACAUUAUCAGACUCAUUUGGCUGAUGCUGAUAUUUAUACUGAUACAUCUGCAUCUCUUUAUUAUAGAGCAUAACACAUAUCUUUUACGCUGUUUGCGACAGACUGUUUAUUUAAAAAAACAGAUAAACUGAACUUGAUCAACCAUAAGAGAUAGAUUUAUUCUUUUUCACAUGCUUACACUCAACUCAACUCAACUCAACUCACUCCCGUACAUGCUGGAGAGUCUCCCUUGUGUUUGCAUGCAUGUGUUUUAUCUGCAAACAUUUUAAUUAUUGUUGAUACUAAUAAUAAACUUUUUAAGCAAUUAUCUGCCAAUACUAACAUUAUGCAUCCUUACUUGAGGGGAAUAUUGGGGCAUUAUCUUGAUGGUAAAGCCACUCUUGAGUUGUUUCAAAUAAUAGUUUUAUUUUUUUUAACCUUCCUUGCUGUUUAAUUUAGUUCAUAAAAUGUGAAAAAAUGGUGGGAAAUCCAUCAAAUUGAAAGAGCACGCCUUAAAACUUCUAUUUUCUCCAAGCAACGGAUCAAAACAACAAUUAUAAUCAGUUUUCUGUCACAGAGGAUGAAGAGAACUCGAAGUAUUUACAUGUGUAAGAGUACAACAAUCAAAAUUUUGCUAUUUUUUAAAAUUAAUUUGUGUUCAACCAAUUAUCCUGAAAACAAAAAUACACAGAUAAGCCUGAUAUGAAUCACAAAGGAGCAGAAAACCACAACUGUUUCUGAUUAAUUCUCUUUCAGUGAAUCAUUUUAGACCAAUUAACUUUUUUUUUAGUUUUUCAAAAUUUGAAGCAUACUUCACGGUCAGAUGCAUAAGAUCAAAAAACACUGACGCUCAAAAACAUUAAAAACAAGAAUAUUUCAUGUACAUACACAUACAGUGAUAUAAACAAAAUCUGAACUUUUAUUUUGUCAAUUUAAAAAAAGUUGACACAAAUUCUUAAAAAGUGACCCACCGCCACUGGGUUACAUCAGUCAGAGGAGUUUUUGUUUUCCCCCUCUCUGACCAACAUGUGCUGCUGCGUUCAGUCCCUGCGGAGGAUUAAAGAGGUCCUUCCUGCCCAGGAGCGAUCAAUUACAUAAGGUUUGGGUAUAAGGUGGCCGAGGAAAGUAGGUCAUCUUUGAGAAAGAUAAAGUGAAAGGUUAGUAGGUUGGGGCUCUCCUCCACUACAUCUUCGUGAAGGUUGGCAGCAGAAGUAUGGAUUCACGCUGAGCAUGUCAAUGAGAGAUGAGAGGACUGGCCUGCAUUGCCUCAUCUCCUCACCUCUCUUAUUAUCAUGUUCUCUGAUCAUGUACGGCAGCAACUGUCACAGCCUGACAUGCUUUUAUCUUUUCUCUCUGAUCACGUUCUGCUUAUUUAGUCGGUCAAAUGCCCCAGAGCAUCAUGGGAAGCACUGGUAUUUCUUCACUCUGAAUGUUGUUGUAGCAUCAGGAAAGUUUUAACUCUGCUAACCCGUUUUUUUUUUUUUUUUUACAUGGUUGAAACUGUUUUUGCAUUUUUGUUGUGGGCAAUUGAAUUUUGUAUAUUUUUCUAAAACAACAUGAAAUUUAAACAAAAAAGGAGAAAAAUAGAAAAGAGCUCAGAAAUCAGCCAAGGCCUUGAUCAUAAGUGGGACCAGAUCUGCUCCAAACUCAAUAAUCUUUGGCCUCUGCUACUCCUGUCCACAAAAAAAUUGGGCCAGCAGUUUUUCCAUCAUCCCGUCAUCUAGAAAAACAAACAAACUGCACCGAAAACACAUGCUAAGGUCCCCACGGUUAUGAAAUUCCUGGAAAAGUUAUGCAAUAACUAGAAACUGUCCUGGAAAAAGUGAGAAACCAAAAAGACUUUUGACAAAGUUACAUAAAUAAAUAGUUUUUUUUUUUUUGUUUUCUUCUCUCCAUGAAUCUUUUUUUUAAUCCCCACCAGAAAAAAAGCCGUCCAAUGAGGCCGUGGCGGAGUACCUGGAGGGUCGAAAGAAGUACGAGGAGCUGAGGAAGCAGAAGAAGUCGAAGGCCUCCAGCCGAGAAGAACAGGUCCGAGAUCUGAAAAAAAUUAAAAAUCAUUUUAGAGAUAAAGAGUUCUGUCUGUCUGUCUGUCUGUCUGUCAUGGCUCUAAAGUCCCUUUUUCUUUGGUUUUUGGUAGACACUGGCCCUCUUGAAUCGGUUCAAGUCCAAGCUGUCUUCAGCCAUCACUGAAGCCCCGGAAGAGGAGGAAGUGGAGGAGCUGGCAGAGGAUGAUGACAAAGGAUGGUCAGUAAAACCUAAAGGGAUAUUCCGGCACAAAAUUAAUUUGGGGUCAAGCACACCGUAACACCGAGUUAGACACCCCCGAGAGAUGAAUGUUGCUGACUGCUUGCUUCUCUAGUUUUACCAACUUUAGUAACAACCGCAGGAUAGCAAUACACAGCGGUCUGAGGAGCCAUAAAAAAACCUCAACCAAAACGCCACUCUAUAGCCACAAAUAAUGCUCAGAACAGCACCUAACUUCAUCAACAGUACAUAUAGGGUCCCAGCCAUAGUACUAGCCACCAAACAUCUUUUUAACUUCGCCUUAUUUCUUUAGCAAAGAGACUAAACACAACUCACCUACUCUCUUCCAGCAGCCGCUUGUUUCAGGCCAGUCCAUUGUGGGGUGACACAGCUCAAAGAAGAAUAUUUAUGAUCAUUUUUUAAUAAUUUCCUUGAAGUAAUAAUCACCAUAUUAAUCAUUUUGCCCUGCAGACGCGGUAGUUCUUCUGCCUUAGCAUCUCGGUCUUAUUGCAUUUCCAUGAAGAAACGAUCAUAAAUGUUCUUCCUUGAGCUGCGUCACCCCGCUGUAGUCCGUAAUGGACUAGCCUGAGGUCUCACUACAAACAAGCGGCUGCUGGAAGAGAGUAGGUGAGUUGUGUUUCGUCUCUUUGCUAAAGAAAUUAGGCAAAGUUAAAAAGAUGUUUGGUGACUAGUACUAUGGCUGGGACCCUAUAUGUCCUGUUGAUGAAGUUAGGUGCUGUUCUGAUCAUUAUUUGUGGCUAUAGAGUGGCGUUGUGGUUGAGGUUUGUUUAUGGCUCCUCAGACCACUGUGUAUUGCUAUCCUGCAGUCGUUACUAAAGUUGGUAUAACUAGAGAAGCAAGCAGUCAGUAACAUUCAUCUCUAGAAGGAGUGUCUAACUCUGUGUUUUGGUGUGUUUGACCCUAAAUUAAUUUUACGCUGGAAUAUCCCUUUAAAUCUGAUUUUAUAUCGACCAAAGAGCAACUGAUUCGGACCCCAGAGAGAACAAAAGGUUCAAGUCUGCACACAUUAGUAUGAGUUUAAAAAGAAACCACACUUCUGUCUUAACUAACUAAUAAAUAUCAAUAAAAAAAACAAACACAAAGAAGUGACUGAGUUGAUUCAGUUAAAGCAGUUAGAGAGACAUUUACAGACUACAAAUAAACACUUAAGAAGAAGACAGAAGGUAUUUCCUCCUCCAGCCUACGAAGUUUUACAAAGUUGAAAUAACUGAAAUAUUGGUAGCAGCUCUGAGCAGCAUGUGAGCACCACCAUCCUGAGUCCUCCUGGAGAGUUCAAAAAGCAGUUUGGCAAACAACUGUGUUUUGUGGACGGUGAAGAUCAAGCAUGACAAGCUGGCACGAAAAGACCUUUUUCAUUAGCGUCUGCUGGGUUUGGGCUCAUGUUAUUCUCAUUGAUACCCUCGUGGUGAACGCUGGAUCGCAAAAGAAACCAUUAAUUAUAACAGUAAGAGAGGAGUACGCGGGACACGAGAAUGCAGAAAAUCCUUCUCGGUAGCAGGAGGGAUGAAACUGACCUUCAUCGAAUGCAAAGAGCGCUCCAGGUUCUGAUAAAUGUGUGUGAAAGUUCAACUCCUAUGCAUGUGUGUGUGGGGAUUCUGACCACCAGAUCGGCCAUCAGGAAAUCAGGCCUGACGCUGUGUUUUCCUCUCAUAUUCUGUUUUUCACCAAAGAUCUCCGAGAGGAAAGACACUGAGUACAGGGUUUGAAAUGAAUACCAUGUGUUUGAAUUUGAGCAAAGUGUCUGUGCGCGAGAGAUUUACAAUAACAAAAUCUGUACUUGCUAUUAGCCUCCAGAAGCCCCCUUGAAGUGCAGCCUGUCUCGGCGUGUGUGUGUGUGUGUGUGUGUGUGUGUGUGUGUGUGCAGGUUAGGGGGAGCUCUAAUGAAUUUGAGAGAAGCCUGCCUCGGCUGUAGACACCUCACUGUGCCGCCCCCGCCAGGUAGGCGAGGAGGAGGAAGGGAGGGAGGGACAGCGUCAGUAGCAUAGCAGUCCUAGAAAAACACCAGUGGGAAGCCUGUGCCACUCUAGGAGCACUGCGAACAGAAUGUGGGUUACAACAGGUCAGACAUUGGAAGUCAAGUCUGGGCCAGAGGAGGUAAACUAUUCCAUCUGUGUCUGUGUCUACAAACUCUUUAGCCCCCUCCUCCUCCUCCUCCUCCUCUGUCUCCCCCUCUCAGUCCACACACUCCUCUUCGUCUUAUUUCCCACCCCCUUUACUCCGGCUAAAGAAAAAUAAAUGGAGGAAAGGCUUCUGUAGCAGCACAGAGUGGUUUUGAUAAGCCCUGAACGCCGGGUUUCCACAUCACAUAUGACUGCGAGGCCGUACGGCCGGCGGGCUGUCAUCGCCGAGACUGCUAGACAAAUUAUCAGAGGCGGCCCGCUCGCCCUGCAGGAGUCCUCAGGGUCUGCCAGAGUCUAGCCAUGACAUUCUAGAUGAGCUGUCACAACUCCUGCCGAUUUCAAAUGAACACGGGAGAGAGAGCGCGCACACAAAAACAGCCGCGGCGCAGACACAUACCACACGCUACACACGGCAGACAAGGCAUCAAAAUAUUUUAAGAAGUACAACAGAGAGUAUACAGUGUCUGUGUUUGGACACACUGCGGCACAGGAGCACAACACACACACUCACAUACACACCCAGACAUACACAGCACUAGGUUGUGUAAAUGUUUUGUUCCUGAGCAGAUAAGAAAGACCUGUUGGUUGUCAACUUAAUGGGAAGGUAAAAGAGUGUAGACUGAGUAAGUUCACUUCGACUGCUUAUGAUCCACACUCUUACAUUUAGUGAGGAGACCGUUUUUAGAGGUUUUGAGGGGAGAUAUUGUCCCGUUCUUGCGUGAUUCAGGUUUUCAACCCCUUAACAGUCUUUUGUUGUGAUUUAUGUGUCAAGUGUUUUUAAUAGACAGCGAGUGUAGACCUGAAGACGGGCCUGUUUAGCACCUGGACUCUUCUACUACCGAGCCCUGCUGUUGUUGUGAUUAGAGAUGCACCGAUCCAUUUUUUUCCAAUCCAGUCGGCCGAUACUCUCAGCCCAAUAGCUUGGCUGAGCGUAUCGGCCAAUAUCCAAUACUACUGUUGAAUGAAUGAACUGUAUAUCUUGCCCUUUGAGUGAAAGCAUCAGGCUUGACAUUAGCCUUGUUUUUUAAAAAAAGGUAACAAAUUAACACAGAUAUAAAUUUACUUAAUAUCAUUUAUUAACAAAUAACAAAUUGCACAUUAGCACACAGCAAAAAGAAGUAAGACUUCCAUGUAAACAUUAAGGGCAAAAGGAUAGACAGACAUAGAAUAUAGAGCGAACAGAAUCGCUGUGUUGCUGUGUUUGACAUCAAUUAAAAGAAAAAAAAAGAACUUGAUCGGAACGCUGUAUCGGCAUCAUUCCUCAGAUAUCUGAUCCAGUUCAUUUGUCAAUAUCGGAGCCGAUAUCCAAUCCAAAUAUCGGAUAGGUGCAUCCCUAGUUGUGAUACAUAUAAAAUACAGUUUGGCAUCUUCUUGCUGUGUUACGCAAAGUCUUCCCCUCUAAACCCUUAAUAUGGUGUUCAGCAAGGCAAGCUACCCAUGUUACAGACUCUUGCGAUUGUUUGAGGUGUGCGCUGAUAACAAGCCGAUUGAUUCCUCUUGAGAGAAAAGGUCACAGCAAACAUGGUUUCCAAGAAAAAUGUCACAGAUUGAUUUAUCUGCAAAUUCAAUGAUUGCAAACCAUCCAAACCUGUCUUUAUGAACAUGUUACACAGAGUUACAACUCUAGUUGGCUCCAGUUACCUUCAAUUUUAACCAAUUUUCCUGAUUUAGACUGGAGGAGAAUUUCAGAGGAGCCUUUAUUUCAUUUCAUUUCAUUUCAUUGAUUUAGAUCUCCAUCAGCCUUGGCUCAGGCCAUUGCUAUUCCUCCUGGAGUCUACAUUUACAAUUAGCUCUCCAUCGCAGUGCACAGUCACAAAAAAACAUCCCAACACAAACACAAAGACAACGUCAAUAACCACAACAACUCACAACAGUCUACAAGACAAAAACAGAACAACAAAACAAGAACAAUACAAACAACAUAGACAUAUAACUGGACCUUAUUCAUUUCCACAGUGUAGCUACAGUUCUGAAAUAAUCAGAUGUUCAAACAUCAACAUACAUUCCACAUAAUUGAAUUAAUUUACAGAAACAGAACCCAAUACAUAAGCAGACUUCAGGUAUUUCAAGUAAAUUAGACAAACACUGAUUGGUUAUACCAAGUAGCUUCAUCUAAAUAAGGAGAUGUUUGACUAAUAAAGGUUCUUUCACUAGAUCUUUAAAUCUGUAUUUGUUGUGUUCUUGGAUAAAAUGUCCUGGCAGAACAUUCCAUUUCACCAUGGCCUUAUACAUUACCAUACUUUUCAUCUUGUUUGUUUUUACUUUAAAACACUCUAAAACUUAACAGAAAUUCUUCUUUUUCAUCCUAAACAUAUUUAAGAUUUGGAAACCUUGUAGAAUUACCAAGUACAAGGUAUUCAAGAUUCCAGAUUACCAUGUGUGUCACAGACAGGGAGCACCGCUGCACAUGAAACUGCAUGAUCUAGUGUGAUCUCACAGAUGUACCUGAAAUAGAGACUGAUUCUAACCUCAUGUAGAAACACCAGGCAGGGAGGAAAAAUCAAAAGCAGAAGGCUGAGAGAGUCUGCAGAGAGGAUUAGCUAUUCUUCAGUGGGAUUUGAAAAUCCUGACAAAACCAUCAGUUUUAAUCCUAAAUAUCAAAUAUCCGCUGACUAAUUCAACCAAAGGCGUCAUAACUCGAUUAAAGACUCCAGUACGGAUGUGAACAAGCAGACCAGGAAUGUCCUUGUAAAAGUAAAAUUAUAUUCAUCCGGUAGUUGUUCAGAAAUUAUAAUCUAGACUAGACAGAGCUGCCAGUUUAAGAGGAUGUAGCAGGUCUUUUCCGAGCCUGUAGCAUGGCUGAGAGAGGAUCCUUGUAAUUGAUUAGUCACUGCUGCUUGGAUGUUUAGAUUUACAGAUAGCAUUCACACAGCAGCUGGAGGACUGUGUUUUAUCUGUGAAGUGCCUGACACUGAUACGUCCGGUGAGGAAUGUCCUGAUUCUUUAAUCUGUCUUUGGGGGAAGAGAAACUGACAGGGGAAAUGAAAGACACAUGAGUGUCUGUUCUCAGGGGACCUGACUUUUCUGUCAGGACUUCAAACUGCAGGAGUGUCUCAGAAGUGGUCUUCUCGUACUGUACCUGGACUACUGCUCUUUUGAACCGAGAGGAACCCUGGAUUUUAGUAGAGUCCUGUAUUAGAUAAUGAAUUUAAACAUUUUAUCUCUCCACCAAGGCUUAAAACAGAGUGUAUGACCCAGGUUUAAUAUGUCUGCAGUAUAUUGGCUUCCGAGAAACAGUACUAGAGAAUAUUUUGGAAAUAUUUCAGGUUUAGUCUGAGCAACAAAGGUCUGCUAAUCUCCUGAAUAUAGAAAUGAUCUGUUUGUCUAACAUUUGACUUAAUGCUGCCUUUGUCUGCAAAGCCUGCAGUGAGUCAUUUUAAAGCCAAAGUGAUUUAACUACAGAGAAAUAUUACCUGCUAUUACUCUUAAUCUUCUAGAUGACUGUUUUGGUUUUUAAUGCUCCGAUCAGAUUCAGAAGUCCCACCCUUUCUUGAUUUUGAUUGUUGAAGGAGAACUGCAGCUAUAAAAAUGGGUCAAUUUCAAACAUAGACUGUAUAUACUAUGGACAACUUGGUUCCGCCUUCUGCCAGUAAACGAAUUUAAAGCCAAAAAGCUCUCGGUAAUUCUCGUGAUUUUUCUCUAUUUCAUGAAACGAACAUUGCACAGUAGAGUUGUACUCAUUCGGCAGAAAAGUCGCAGAGGGUCGCUGUGGUGACGCUCGGCUCAAACAGCGUAUCCCCGGGUGAGCUACGCAAUCUUUGUAUGCCCAUAGGCUGUAUCAAUUGUCAAUCAUAGAAAACAUAGGACUUAAGCACAAACCAGUCUUACAGUAACUACAUGUCAACAUCACAAGCCGGAUAGAAAAAAAAUCCUGUGUUAUAAAUUUCUAAAGUUUGUCCACAGCUUCAUAGGGAUUGCUGGAGAAGGCAACCUAGUAUGACCUAUACUGCAGCCCGUCACCAGAGGGUGCUGUUCUCGGGAUUGCUUCACUAAGCGAGGAGGCAGACGGCAUCCAUUCUAUAUACAGUCUAUGAUUUCAACCAAGAGAGCAGUGACACUGAAUUAAAAAAAAAACACUGAGGGUGUUUCAGAAAGAGUGCUGUAAACUCCAAAUUGCUUUGGUUUCAGGUUAGAAAAUAGAUGCUUUGGCGCUGACGACACAGUUGAAAGGUGCGGCCCAUGUACAGAGGUUAUAGUCUGUGUUGCAGUGGUUGCUAAUUGGACAAAAAGGUGAAAAAGCUCCAAAAAGUUACUUAAAAAAAGGAAAAGAAAAUUGGAGCUACCAGCACAAAAAAAUGCAGAGUGGACACAGGCCCUUAUGAGAUGUCGUGUCAAAUGUUAUAUACCUUGAUGUAAAAAGUGUCUGUUUUGUUAAAAGUACAUGUAGCUAACAUUAUUCCAAAAAUGGCUUCACGUUUAUAUGAAUGUAAAAAAAAGUCAGUGCUCAACAUGAAGCAGACGCCGAUAUAAACUUUUAGUAUUUCCUCUUUCUUGAUUCUCAUAUUGUGAUCAAACAGGUCUAACUAAAAGGUUCCAGCCCGUUGGUGGAAGUCCAGCUGAUCUGUGAUUUAGUGGAUCCCCUCGCUGCUCUUCUUUGAACUCUCUCUGUCUCUCUCUGUCUGAUUUAGGAUGGCCCAUGUUCUGCAGUUUGAUGAGCAAACCAGAAAAGUCAAGGAUGCCAACAUGCAGGACGAGGACACUUUCGAGAUCUACGACCCACGCAACCCUGUCAAUAAACGAAGAAGAGAGGAGAGCAAGAAGAUCAUGAAGGAGAAAAAGGCCAAGAGGUGAGGUCACCGGGUCAGAGGUCGGGUCCUGCCGAAGCCAUGUGACUGAAAAAGAAAAAAAAAUGGGUCAUGCAGCAUCCUGUCUGCUCCCUUCAAACUGAGCGCUCUCUGGGCUGGAACAUCUGGAUGGUGAUGCUGACCAUACGCUCUGUAAUCUGUGAUGGAAACGCUUCUCUUUGAACAGCUGGACCUGGAAGACUCUCAGCUACUCGCCAGGAUGUCUUCAGCUCUGCUCGUAGUAAUGAUUGAGCUCAUGAUUUGAUUUCAUGUAAUGCUGUUAACCUUCGUAUCAUGUUCAUCUGUAAAUGUUGAAAAAGGAGCGUUAGACUUGCCAGAAUAAAAUGCAUUUGUAAGGACUGUGA